GGGCGAAACUUUGAAGUCUUCGUCGGGUUCUUUUUUUUAUAUUUUUUUUUGUUUGUUUGUUUCCGUUUAUUUCGGGUGUCCAGCUGGCUCAUCAUGUCAAGCAACAACGCCGCUAGUAAUCUCGUUGCAAUGCGAAAAACUGUGCAGCAACUUCGUCAGGAAGCGAAUAUCCGCAGAAUCAAGGUGUCCCAGGCUUCAUCUGAGCUGAUGAAAUUUUGUGAAGUCAACGCUCAUAAAGACCCACUGCUCAUGAGGAUCCCGACUAGUGACAAUCCCUUCCGUCCCCCCAAAUCUUGCUGUGUUCUGUGAUGAUUAUUCCUUUUCUGCAGCUGCGGAAUGUAUGACUGUCAUAUGAUCUAGCCAACUGAGAAAAAUACAUUCCUCCCAAAAGGCUUGGCACCAGAAACCACAAGUGCAAACAAACUACAGCAAACAGAAGCAACAGCCUGCCACACUUUUUUUUUCCAGACAAAUUGAGAAGAAUAAACACAAAGACACAACUUGAACACAACGUCCAGGGCUGGGCACCCCCUUCACUCUCAAGAUUAAUUUGUAUAGAAGUAUAAAUUGUCGCCACAUGCCAACUGACCAGAGUGCUGUGGUUUGUUAUGUGCAAGAAGCGUAUCAAAACAAUUUCUAUUGAUGAAGUUCUCUUUGAACCUUUUUAAUUGCUUCCUUAAACUUGGGGAAAGAAGUCAAAUCAAGUGAAAAAAAUCAUUUUAACACACGUGAGCUAAGUUCUCCAUACUUUUGCGAAAGCGUAAAUUGGGCAGACCCUCACCUUUUUUUUAAUAAUGUUUAGUGUUCACCUCACUGCUGUUUCUUUGCACCACUAUUUUAGCUCUUCUUUGUGCACAUUUUUCCCUCACUGAAGUUAACUGGCAUCUUGAGCUUAGCCCAGUAUGAAUGUCAGCACGUCUUGCAGUUGUAGUCAUGUGGCCCUCCUUGUGUCCUCUGGUGCCAGGAUAGACUCCAUGACCCCACACUUAGACACAAUGGAUAAAUGGAUGCGGUUUGCUUUUAAACCUUUUUCACACCUCAGGCAUUGAAUUCAUUAGACUGUAUGCCACAAGGAUGACUUAGACUACUUACCCUUAAAGGAUACGUUUGGUACCUAUUAUUUCUUAUUAUUUUGUUUAUUUCUUCACAAACAUCGCGUAUAUGCAUUUGUCGUGUGAACUUGUGCUCUAAAGUUAAGUGCUGUCUGCCAAUUUAAAACAAUAUCUUACCUGCUGUGUUGCUUUACAUUGGAGGCUACGGGGCAGGGAGGAAGAGCAUAAAAAUGUAGCAAAUACAUCCAAUAAUCAAGCCAAGACAGCUAUCGAGUAUCGAUUCACGCCUUGUGAUUACACACACAUCAUAAAAUAGCUUAUGCAUGUCAUUGUAAAAAGAAAAACGCCGAUAUUAUUAGUUUCGUCCAUUAUAAAGUAAGAUUAACGAAGUGCUGAGGUAUCGCCCACUGGUUAACUGCGCAAUAGCCUUUCACCCCUUUGGUGUGUGGUCUCCUCUUGAAAGACCAAAUCGCAGUAAACUUUUUGGUUUUAUUUUGAUUUACUUCAGUGUUUAUAUGAAUAAAAAAACUUAUCCUUACCACAGGGAAAAAUAGUAUCAGGAAUAUGUGAUAAAAUGAUCAUUUCCAGUUCCUGUUUGUUGUCGGAAACAUGGAAGACACAAAUAGAUACUUGACAGCUGUCCUGGCUUGAAAGAUGGAUGUAUUUGGUAAGUUUUUAAACUUUUCCUCCAUGCCUCAUACGCCUCCAUUGUAAAGCGCCAGUGCGGGCAAAAUAUUUUUGUUUUAAUUUUUGAAAGCGCUAACUUUAGAAACACAAUUUCUUGUGGCAAAUGCAUAUACACCAUGUUUGUGAAGAAACAACUUCGACUUGAAAAAUACUAAAGUUAUCCUUUAACUCACUGUUUGACCCUGAGCCAGUUACUUAACUUACCUGUAAUCCAAUUGUUAAAAUAUAUAUAUAUAUAUAUUAAACUGUAGAUGUUGGGUGUCUUGUGAUGAUGUUUAGGGUAGAAAGGAGCAAAAUAAGAAGAAUAAUCAUAGGAUUCACACUACAUAAUGUAUAUCAUAGAGGCUUUUGAUUGGCUGAGCACUUUAGGUCAAUGUGGUUGAUGGGCCAAUGAUAUGAAUGUGUUAUUUUAUUUUUUAUUUUUUGAUCAUUUUUACUUUUGGCAUUUUUUCAGAAGUCAAGAGGCUUUCUGUCUGAGUGCUACUAACUACACUACUAACAUACAUUUGGCUCUGUCUGCUGAUAUUUUAUUGUUUCUGGAUCUCGUGUUAAUACGCCAAAGGUACUGCAAAUGUCUAUUUUUAAAUCUUCAAGCUCUGUUUAGGUUUGUAUCUCUGUCUGUAUUUGUCUUCAUUAUGCUGUUUCAAUUGUUACGGAUUAAACUUACUGUAUGCA
This is a messenger RNA of Polypterus senegalus (gray bichir), 2414 nucleotides long. RefSeq lists its product as uncharacterized. Gene Ontology annotation, biological process: G protein-coupled receptor signaling pathway. Gene Ontology annotation, cellular component: heterotrimeric G-protein complex. The coding region runs from base 94 to 309 and encodes 71 amino acids. The transcript is spliced from 3 exons. NCBI's taxonomy places the organism in Eukaryota, Metazoa, Chordata, Cladistia, Polypteriformes, Polypteridae. The record is from RefSeq and is a predicted model, not a curated record. Gene Ontology annotation, molecular function: G-protein beta-subunit binding.